Molecule: messenger RNA, 2587 nt
Organism: Erythranthe guttata (spotted monkey flower)
Lineage: Eukaryota; Viridiplantae; Streptophyta; Magnoliopsida; Lamiales; Phrymaceae
Gene: YUC6
Product: Flavin-binding monooxygenase family protein
Biological process (GO): auxin biosynthetic process
Molecular function (GO): NADP binding; flavin adenine dinucleotide binding; N,N-dimethylaniline monooxygenase activity
Source: RefSeq, a predicted model, not a curated record
GGCACAAACUAAUUAACUAACUACCAGUGAUGUGAUUGGAGGUAGCACGUUUAUAAUAAUAAAAUAUUAAAUACAUACAACACUUAAAAAGUACUUACAUAUAAGUUUAUUCAAAUCACUUAACAGCUUAAAAUCACUGUUCCUGAUCUCCACACACACACACACAACAUACACUAUAUAAUACCCCACCCGCAGUGAAUUCAUUUCAAUUCUCCCUUCUACCAAUUAAAUUCAAUUCCUCCAAAAAUAUAUAUACAUACAUGUGUGUUAAAUAUCACCACAUAUAUACAUACACAUAUAUAUAUAAACACAAGCCAAGCAGUGAAUGGUGAUUGAUCAGACUCCGUGGUGUUUGUUCCGAUCGAUUGAAGAAAAUAGAUUAGAUUCAAUCAAAAAUCGUGGAUAAGAAAUUCCGGAUUAUCCAUUCCAAUUCCCAUUUCUUCAGGGGAAUUUUGAAUCCUGUUUUUGAGAUUAGAUAAACCCGGACGAUGGGAUUGACUAAUUAUCCAGAAUUCCAAACAACACGUUUGUUUUCCCCCGAUUUUCACUCCUCUCUCGUUAUCUAAAACCCACCCAUUUGGAUUACACCACUCUCUCUCUCUCUAUAUAUAUACGUAUAUACACGUAUACGUAUAGUUGUUCUUCAGCUAUAUUUUUUUUUGGUGAUUUAAUUAAUUGAUUUGAAAAUAAUGAUGGCGGAUAAUUACCUGAGAGAAAUUGAGGGGAAGGCGGCGCACGAUCCCUACUGCAGCGUAGAUUUCGGGGUUUCGAAAAGGUGCGUGUGGGUACCAGGUCCGGUGAUCGUCGGAGCGGGGCCGUCGGGGCUGGCGGCGGCGGCGUGCCUGAAGGCGAAGGGGGUGCCGUCGCUGUUGAUAGAGAGAUCCAGCUGCAUAGCAUCUCUGUGGCAGCUGAAAACCUACGACCGACUCAAGCUCCACCUGCCGAAGCAGUUUUGCGAGCUGCCGCUCAUGUCUUUUCCGGCGGAUUUUCCGACGUACCCCACCAAGCAGCAGUUCAUCCUCUACCUGGAGUCGUACGCCAAGCGGUUCGAAAUCCGGCCGGUGUUCGACCGGGCGGUGACGAGCGCCGAGUUUGAUAAGAAACUCGGGUUCUGGAGGGUGAGGACAACGGCGGCGGCGGGGGAAGUUGAGUAUGUUUGUAGGUGGCUGAUAGCGGCGACGGGGGAGAAUGCGGAGUCGGUGGUGCCGGAGAUAGAAGGGGCGGAGGAGUUCGGCGGCGACAUGGUGCACACGAGUGAGUACAGAAGUGGGAGUGUGUAUAAAGGGAAGAAAGUGCUCGUCGUCGGUUGCGGAAACUCCGGCAUGGAAGUCUGUUUGGAUCUCUGCAAUCACAGCUCUAAUCCUUCCCUUGUUGUUAGGGAUACAGUGCACAUUCUACCACGAGAUAUGCUAGGAAGAUCGACUUUCGGGCUGUCCAUGUGGUUGCUAAAGUGGUUGCCCGUGCGCAUUGUGGACCGGUUCUUGUUAGUGGUCUCACGGGUCAUACUCGGUGAUACGGGUCGGUUCGGGCUUGAUCGACCCGACAUCGGCCCGCUCCAGCUCAAGAGCCUCUCCGGCAAAACACCCGUUUUGGAUGUCGGAACACUUGACAAGAUCAAAAGUGGUGACAUCAAGAUACGGCCAAGCAUCGAGAGACUAAGGCAUCAAUCAGUUGAAUUUGUGGAUGGAAGUAUAGAAAAUUUUGAUGCAAUAGUUCUAGCAACUGGCUACAAAAGCAAUGUACCAUGUUGGCUAAAGGAAAAUGAGAUGUUCUCGGAGAAAGACGGCCUCCCGAGAAGGCCGUUCCCGAACGGUUGGAAAGGGCAAUACGGUCUUUACGCGGUGGGGUUCACCAAACGCGGCCUUCUCGGCGCGUCGAUUGAUUCGAAAAACAUUGCGGAUGAUAUUGAGAGGUGUUGGAUUGAAGAAGCAAAGCAUCUAUCAACCAUUUCUAAUUGGCCAUAUUCAAUUCAAAAACAUAUAUAAAUUUCUGAUUAAUUAAUUGUGUUAGCAAUUAGUUUUUUUGGAUAUACAUAUAUAUGUGUAGAAUUAACAUGGACAAUGAUGAAAAAAAAUGGUGAUACAAAGUUAGUACAAUAAGGAAAGCUCCAACAAAUUGAGGAUGAAAGAGAGGUUUUUAAUUUAGAGUGAGGAAAUUAAUUCAUGUGCUUGUAGGGUUUAUGUAUUGAGGUGAAAUCCCUAUUGUACAUUGAAAAAAUUUCCUCUAGUUUAUUAGGUUUUGACUAUUAGUUGUUAGGGGUUUAUUUGAUGCUACAGUCGGUGAAAUACGUCGGGUGAUUAUUAGCUUUUGAUCUGCACAUAAACACACACACAUACAUGCGUAUGUGUGCUUAGUGGGUACCCGAUGUAUACAACCCAGUCAGUGUAGCAUCUCAGUGACCGUUGUUAGGGUAGUUCGAUUCUUGAAAUAGAGCAAAUAAUAUUUUUUUAUUAUUAAUUAGUGGAUUGUGACUAGGGGUAUUGUUAUUGUGAUAAUGUAUUGAUUUCACUAGAAUGAUUUGAUUAUUUAUAAACUUUGGUAUAUUGUAAAUUGUGAUUGUGAAUUAAUAGGCAUGUGAGAUUGGUUG